Molecule: messenger RNA, 249 nt
Organism: Pelobates cultripes (western spadefoot toad)
Lineage: Eukaryota; Metazoa; Chordata; Amphibia; Anura; Pelobatidae
Source: the annotation of a GenBank genome assembly
AUGAAGGGACAGAGAAUGAAGGGGCAGAAUAAAAGAGAGAAGGGGCAGAGAAUGAAAGGGCAGUAUAAAAGAGAGAAGAGGCAGAGAAUGAAGAGGAAGAAUAAAAGAGAGAAGAGGCAGAGAAUGAAGGGACAGCAUAAAAGAGAGAAGGGACAGAAUAAAAGAGAGAAGGGACAGAAUCAAACAGAGAAGGGACAGAAUGAAGGGACAGAAAAAAGAGAGAAGGGACAGAAUGAAGAGAAAGAAUAA